This is a messenger RNA of Leptonychotes weddellii (Weddell seal), 3687 nucleotides long. The record is from RefSeq and is a predicted model, not a curated record. NCBI's taxonomy places the organism in Eukaryota, Metazoa, Chordata, Mammalia, Carnivora, Phocidae.
CGCUCGAACAGGGUUGGGCUAGACGGGCGCGCUCUCGGGGACGGGGGGGGCAGUCCCGGUCCCGGCCCUCCGCGCGGGUGGGCUUGGAGCAGGCCGCACCGGGCGGGAACCCCACUCCCACCCCGGAGGCCCCCUGCCCUUUCUCCCCUUUUCCCCCCGGCCCAUGGUGCGAGGCUGGGAGCCGCCGCCCGGGCCGGACUGCGUUUGGAGCCUUGUAGACUGCCUGCGAAAUGGAGGAUAGGAGAAACGUUUCCUUCCCAGGCCUCUCCUCCUCCCCCAACGACUACCUCCUGACGACCUCAACACACGUACAGAAAUCUGACCUUACUUCUGGGGAGCAGUGGUCUUUGGGAAUGAAAGGUUUGGGAGAAACUGCCCCUUCUGACCCCCUACCCAGCCAUACUCAGAAAACAAACCAGAAAAGUGAAAACCCGAAUCCUGAGAGGUUCCUGGUUUUGCGUCCUAAUCUGAGACUUCUAAACUGAAAGAAGACUCAAGCUGAGACCUGUUUGGUAAUGUGGGCCCAGAUCAGGAGAUCUUUUAUCAUGUGAACCUCCUUCUCACCAUACAUUUGAAGCCCUUUUAUAUUAUAUGACUAGGACAGGUAGAAGGCAAUGAUUGAAAAAAAAACAAAAAAGCCAGUUAAACUUGGGAAUUUUUUAAAUGAUGCAUACAUAUCUUAAGCAUUGUCAUUAAAAGUAUGUUCGUUGCACCAAUCUUUUGGGGUAGUGUCCAGGCGUUUUCUUUGUGUAAGUCUGCUCAUUAGAGUUCCCAGUUGUCUUUCUAGUAUAAACUACACAAGUGAAUUUCAAAUCUGGCUGCACCCUGAGAACUUUUAAAAGUACUGAUGCCUGGGCCCCCAGUCCAGACUAAGAAUGAGGAGGAGAGUUCCUGGUUUAAGUUUCCCAGCUAUCUCUGAAGGGCACAAAUCAGAAAGCACCAUGCCUCCUAAUAAAGAGGCCAGCAGUCUUAAUAGCUCCCCGGCGGGGCUCAUCUGCCUCCCUCCAAUCUCCGAGGAGUUACAGCUUGUGUGGACCCAAGCAGCCCAGACCAGUGAGCUGGNUGGCAAUGAACACUUGCUACAAACCUUCAGCUACUUUCCCUAUCCCAGUCUAGCAGACAUUGCCCUUCUCUGCUUACGCUAUGGGCUGCAGAUGGAGAAAGUCAAGACUUGGUUCAUGGCCCAGCGCCUCCGCUGUGGCAUUAGCUGGUCAUCUGAAGAAAUAGAAGAGACUCGAGCCCGAGUGGUCUACCAUCGGGACCAGCUCCAUUUCAAAUCCCUUCUCUCUUUUACUCAUCAUGCAGGGCGGCCCCCAGAGGAGGUGCCUCCUUCUCCGAUGCCACCUCCAGAACAAGUGGGUCUUGGAAUAGUGCCCCUGACUCUUAGUGAGCCCACCCAGAUGAAAGGAUUGAAGGUGGAGCCUGAGGAGUCCUCAGAGCUGCUGAGUCACCAGAAAGCAAAGGAACCCCUGAUGGCACCUGGCAGUGGGACAUUCCCCCACCAAUCCGAUUAUUGGCAGAAUCUUCAAAGCAGUGGCUUCUCUAAGGAGCAGGCAGGCAGGGGUCCCAACCAGUCACAUGGCCUAGGUUCUGCUUCAUGGAAUCACUCCACAGCUGUCCACCAGCCACAUGCUCGGGAUAAGCCCCCACCAGUCUCACUACUUGCUAGUAGUUGUAAGCAGGAGUCAGCAUCUAAUAUGACUCCUCCUUCUUCCUCUACCUCUUCUUCCACUUUCCCGGUACUGGCUAACGGAGCUACUGCCACCUCUAAACCCCUCCAGUCACUGGGCUGUAUCUCACAGCCGCUGUCACCCAAUGAACAGGCACUGCCCCCACAUCUGGAGCCAGCCUGGCCCCAAGGGCUAAGACAUAACUCAGUAUCAGGUAGGGUUGGCCCUGCAGAGUACCUUUCCCCAGAUAUGCAACGCCAGCGAAAGACCAAGCGCAAAACCAAAGAGCAGCUGGCUAUCCUCAAAUCUUUUUUUUUACAGUGCCAAUGGGCACGGCGUGAGGAUUACCAUAAAUUAGAACAGAUCACUGGCUUACCUCGACCUGAGAUCAUUCAGUGGUUUGGUGACACACGCUAUGCCUUGAAGCAUGGGCAACUAAAAUGGUUUCGGGACAAUGCAGUACCUGGUGCCCCUAGUUUCCAGGACCCAGCAAUUCCCACACCCCCACCUUCAACCCGCUCCUUGAGUGAAUGGGCUGAGACACCACCUCUGCCGAACCCCCCACCCCCACCGGAUAUACGACCCUUGGAGAGGUACUGGGCAGCCCAUCAACAGCUACAGGAAAGUGAUAUCCCUCAACUGAGUCAGGCAUCAAGGCUUAGCACCCAGCAGGUACUGGAUUGGUUUGACUCUCGAUUACCUGAGCCAGCUGAAGUGGUGGUUUGUCUAGAUGAAGAGGAGGAAGAGGAGGAGGAAGAACUGCCAGAAGAUGACGAGGAUGAAGAGGAGGAGGAGGAGGAGGAAGACGAGGAUGACGAUGAUGAUGUGAUCAUACAGGACUGAGUCGGGGGGACUAGGGGAGGGAAGGUCUGUUACUAAAAGAUGAACCAACUUAGUAACUGUUUAAACAAAGAAACCACAUUUUUUUAAAAUUACCUUGUGGCAAAGAACUGAAAAGCUUCGUGUUCUUGAGGUUGGGGAAUCCGGGAUGUAGUGAGGGUGGACCAGGGAGGAUGACCAUAGGACCCAAAGAGAGGUGGGGAUUGGAUGAGCAGAAAUCAGGCCUCUCGUCUCAAUGAAGAGAGUGCUAAGGAUCUGGUCCAAACCAUGGGUUGGGAAAAGGCUUUUGCUCUCUUCGUGUCUGCUGUUCUUUUCCCUUAGUGUACUAUGGAGAGCCCAGACCUUGGCCCCACAUCUAUAAGAGGACUGAAAAGGAGGAGUAAAGAAUUUUGAUUCAAUUGAUGAUUCCAGUGCAUCCCCAGUCCCACCAUUUUCCCUGGAAUGUAAGGCUGCCUCACACCCCUUUUCUUUAUGAGCACGAGUCCAUGCAUAAUACAGCUAAGAGUCUUUGUAUGUCCCAGUCUCAUCACAAAUCUUUCCUUAACGCACACCAACUUAGACUAUGUUUUACCUUCCUCGUUACAGAGUUGCACAGGUAGCAGAAUGUUUUCAUUUCUGAUACUGGGACCAUUUUGCCUUGUACUUUUUUUUUUUUUUUAAUCUUUUUCCAAAAUCCCCAUUCUGUUCACUAUUUGUCUCAGGGUAAAUCUUCCCCAUGGAGCUUGUGAAAAGUUUAAUAAUUGGGUGGAGAAUAAUUUAGACUGGAUAUUUAUUGGAUGUGGGAAUUAGGGGAAAUGUCCUUUAAAAAAGUAGAAUUAGGUUGGAGAGGGAUGGUUUCUACUCUUCAGAAGAUGGGUGCAGGUAGGUUCCAGGUUUGGUUUUACAAACCUGAAACUCCCUCCUGCCUAGCUUGACAGAGACUAAUUUUUCAUCUUUUUGGUGUUGGUUCAAUUUGUCUGUAAUUGAGACUUUUUCCUCUCUUUAUAGGAUCUGUCUUGGGGACAGAGGGACCCUGGUCUUUAACUGAAUUGAUUAUUGAUGUUUUAGAAUGGUUUUCAUCAGAUGGAGUCAGAUAUAAAGAUAUCAAUGGGUUAACCAUCUAGAAAUAAGAAUGGAAGCCCCAGAUUGCUAGAAUAAUAAUAAAAGGCCACAAAUAAAAUUGUUUCUCUCUCCUCCA